AUGGCAAUUUGACUUUUUUUAUAUUAUGUGUUAUAUGUUUUAUUUCUCAUUUGUGUGUAAGAAUAUUUAAUCGUUAUUUAAGAAUCUCCUACUAAAUAUAUUUUUUAAAACGUAAUUUUGUGAAAUCAAAAUGACUAUAAAAAAUAAAAAGACUAAACAAUCGAGUACGUCCGAGGUUACAUCAUCAAAGAGUGCAUCGAGUAGUGUUCAGAAGUCCAGUACAUCGACGUCUGUGCAAAAAAGCAGUAACACCCUCCAGAAGUCUUCUGGUAAGAAGGUCCGCUACAUUGAAGUGAAGGUCGAGGAGGAUGAUCCGCUUAUGAUUACCGAUAUUUCCGACCACGCUUCAAUAAGUGGUUCCACUAUAUCCGAGCACUACAACAGCCACCCGCACUACAUAAUAACCGAGGCACCGUCUGUCUCAGAUUUGUCACAGACAAGAUCUCACGAACACCAUGUGAGUGAUAUGGCUCAGUCGACUACUGGUGAGUUUGUGUCUAGCUCUGUACUUCAAGAGUCGUCAACAUCUCACCAACAAAGUUCUAAGAGUGAAACCUAUCAAAGUUCUUCGACAACUGUUCAACAUUCUGGAUCCACUCACAAUCAAACUUUUGAUAGGACUGUAGACUCAUCUGUUGAUAAUCAGACGCUCAAUACGGCGUUUAUAGAUAACAAAUCACAUAAUAUUACUGGAUCUAGUAAUACUUUUCAGUCAAGAUCACACGGAGCAAAUGCAACCGAGUCCUUUAUUCAGUCGGAACGUCAAAAUUUAAUGAACCAGGAAACGAGAAAUCAGUCUUCCACAAACGUGUCUGACACUAGUUCAGAAUUUGUUAAAAAUAUAAAUAUUCGCGAGAAUGAACAUAGCAAUGUUAUUAACCCAUCUAGGCGAAUUCAAACUGUUGGAUCUGAUCGUUCUAAUUUUUAUGGUGGAGAGGGCAGUCUUGACAAAAAUGUUAAAUCGAAACAGUAUAUUAGCACAUCCCAUUCCAGUGAAUCUAAAAGCAGCAAUGUAACAAAAUCAUCAUCUUCUUCACAUGUUGUUGAAAUUGUCGAUGGAAAAGAGCGUAUAAUUGAUAGCUCGAAAAGGGACUGGGGUGAUGUUCAAGAACAUGAAACUAAAGAAGACUAUGCGAGUGUUAGUGGAACUGGUAUAAAAACUGAAACUGCUUACGGUAUUCAGAAUUAUGAUAUGAAAUCAAAGUAUGAUACUGGAAAAGAUGGAAAUAAACCAACUAAUGAAAUGAUCAUGAGAGAAAGUUCUAAAUUUGUUAAGGGUGGAAAACAGAUCACUAGUCGUGACAGUUUAAUAUCACAAAAAGACAAUUCAAUACAACAGCAGCAUAGUUCUAGGCAAGAACAAAUAACAUCCAGUGAUGUAACAAAGGACCAUGUAUCAUCCAGAGAUAACAUUCAAACCACAGUUGGAGCUGUAGAUAGCCGUCUUACAGACAAAAAUGUUAUUGAAAGUACUAGCACUGCAAGUAAUGUAAAUCAAACAGUUAGCAACGUAAAACGAAAUGCUAAUCAGACUGAUUCAUCUAACUUUUACGGUUACGAUUCUACUAUUCAAAAUCAACUUAAAAAAGUAGGUAAUAUUUUACAAGUACCCGAUACAGAAAACCUUAACUAUUCCACAAAAAUUUUGAAGAGUAACACAAGCAGUGCUCAGCAAGAGUCAACAUCAUCAUACGUCUUAGAAGUGAUAGAUGGAAAACAAAGGAUCGUAGAUAGUUCUCACAGAGAAUGGGGAGACAGUAAAGAACAUUCAACUUACGAAAAAAGUCAUCAAAUAGGUGGUACUAAUGUAAAACCUGAACACGAGUAUUCACGUCAUGUUUUAGACAAGGAGUCAUAUUAUGAUACCGGAAAAGAUGGAAUACCUAAAAGCGGUCAUUAUGUCGCCGAAGAAUCUGCUUUAUAUAAAAAUGGAAAGGAAAUUGCUUCAACAAGUAAUACCUACGGCGGUGACUUUAAAAAGAAACCUGCUAUCACUGAACAUCCGACUGACAGAGAUAUCACUGACAUUCGUCGUCAAGGAACAACAACCACUACAGUAAUAAAUAAAGAUAUACAUUCUGAUAACUACAUUAGUUCCAGCGACACUCAAUCCUACAGUAAAGAUACAAAAGAUGUAACUGAAACAACUGAUUUUAUUACGAAAGAGACACAAAAUCUUAAAAAAGAGUCUUCUUCAACCUCGACAUCACAAACAAAAGACACUUUAACCACCUAUGAAAGAAGCACGGGAACCUGGAAUGGUAAAUUUAUUUAUGAAACUGGUGAUGAUAGACCUAAGCGUCCAAAGCAAAUGUCACCUUUUGGAAGACCUGAACAGCCAAAACAUCACCUGAAAAGACAAGAUACAGAAGAAAAUAUUAUAUUGUCUUCAAGAGAUAUAAAAGAUUUUACAUCAAUUAGUGAUUUAAGAAAAAUAAUUGAAGGCUCUCAAAUAAAUAAAGAUGUUACUGUUAGUAACAAAAACAUAGUUAUAAAAAGAAAUAUUGAUGACAGAGUAUUGAAAGAGAUUAUUGAAACAGUUAAGAAAUAUCCAUUCAAGAGAAUUGAUAAAGUUUCUUUUGGAACUAAGAUUAAUGAAGACGUAAAGGAUUUAUACGAAGGAGUUGAUUCUGAACAAUCUACUAUUGUACACACUACUACAGGUGACGCGGUGAAAAAGUCUUUUGAAGUUGAAAAAACUAGAAGUCAAAUAGAAGUAACACGUUAUAUAACUGAAAACGGCAUCACUAGGAAAAUAACAACUUACGAAGACGCGAAAGAAGAUGAUAAAAUUAAAACUGACGUUUUUGUCGACAAUAGCUCGUUAGACAUCAGAAACUUGGAGGAUGUCCGAACAACGAAAGAUAUACGCGAAUACGACGUGGUUGAUCGUGCAAUAACCGAUACCACGAAAGAAAACACUGUCGUCAGCACCAUUUAUGACGAAACCAUCAUAGAUGACCGAAAAACAGUGCGAGACGACAGGACAGUUGUUGAAGAAACCGUCUAUAUUGACAAGACCAGGCCAAGGCAAGGUGGCCCCAAAAAACCAGAGAAAAUUGUUGAGAAGGAACAAUGUAUAUGUGAAAUCUGUACUUGUGGGCGUCACCGCUGUCCACACAAUGAUGUCCCGGAGCCAUUGUUCGAUGUGGAGCACACUACGAGCGUGGUCUCCGCAUACAAACAAGAUUACGACGAAAAGCAUGUCAGUCGCACCACGGCUGUUUACCAAGAAGAUCAUCUUAAGCUUGAAGGAGACUUCCAAGAACCAGAACGCCCUCGUUGGCAACCAGUUGAGCGACCUAAACCAACUAAACCAGAAGAUAAUCUAAGACCAGAAGGAGAAUUUACAACUCCCGAAAAACAAACCUGGCGUCCAGUUGAACGCCAAAAACCUACUAAGCCAGAAGACAAUUUACGUCCAGAAGGUGAUUUUGAGAAGCGCAAACCAGAAGAGUGGCAUCCUGGAGAUAGAGCUCCCGUUCGUCGACCAGAAGACAAUCUAAAACCAGAAGGAGCAUUUUCGACUCCCGAGAAAGAAACUUGGCGACCAGCUGAGCGUCAAAAACCUAAGAAGCCAGAAGACAAUCUGCGACCUGAAGGAGAUUUUGAGAAACGUAAACCCGAAGAAUGGCAUCCUGGAGAUAGAGCCCCAGUUCGUCGUCCACAAGACAAUUUAAAACCAGAAGGCGAUUUUGAGGAUAGAAGACCUGAGCAAUGGAGACCAGGUGAUAGGGCUCCCGUGCGACGUCCAGAAGAUAAUUUAAAACCGGAAGGGGAAUUUGAAAGAAGGCGACCAGAAGAAUGGCGACCAGGUGACCGUGCACCCACUCGUCGCCCUGAAGAUAAUCUUAAACCGGAAGGAGAGUUUUCAACUCCUGAAAAAGAGCCAUGGCAACCAGCUGAACGUCAAAGGCCUAAGAAACCAGAAGACAAUUUACGCCCGGAAGGUGAUUUUGAAAAACGUAAGCCUGAAGAAUGGCGUCCUGGUGACCGAGCACCUGUGCGUCGCCCAGAAGAUAAUUUAAAACCUGAAGGCGAUUUUGAAAAUAGAAGACCAGAAAAAUGGCAGCCUGGAGAUCGAGCACCUGUUAAACGGCCAGAAGACAAUUUAAGACCAGAAGGCGAAUUCGAAAAAAGACGACCCGAAGAAUGGCGCCCAGGUGAUCGAGCGCCCACUCGGUGGCCUGAAGAUAAUCUUAAACCUGAAGGUGACUUUACCACUCCAGAAAAGGAACCUUGGCGUCCUGCAGAACGUCCAAAAGCAAAAAAACCGGAAGACAAUUUACGCCCAGAAGGUGAUUUUGAAAAACGUAAGCCUGAAGAGUGGCAACCUGGUGAUAGAGCACCUGUGCGCCGCCCUGAAGAUAAUUUAAAACCUGAAGGUGAUUUUGAAGACAGAAGACCAGAAAAAUGGCAGCCUGGAGAUAGAGCACCUGUUAAACGCCCAGAAGACAAUUUAAGACCUGAAGGCGAUUUUGAAAAAAGACGACCCGAAGAAUGGCGCCCAGGUGAUCGAGCGCCCAUUCGUCGGCCCGAAGAUAAUCUUAAACCUGAAGGUGACUUUACCACUCCAGAAAAGGAACCUUGGCGUCCUGCAGAACGUCCAAAAGCAAAAAAACCGGAAGACAAUUUACGCCCAGAAGGUGAUUUUGAAAAACGUAAGCCUAAAGAGUGGCAACCUGGUGAUAGAGCACCUGUGCGCCGCCCUAAAGAUAAUUUAAAGCCUGAAGGUGAUUUUGAAGACAGAAGACCAGAAAAAUGGCAGCCUGGAGAUAGAGCACCUGUUAAACGGCCAGAAGACAAUUUAAGACCAGAAGGAGAAUUCACGACUCCAGAAAAGCAACCGUGGCAGCCAGCUGAGCGUCAAUUACCGAAAAAACCUGAAGAUAAUCUUAAACCUGAAGGUGAUUUCGAAAAAAGAAAACCAGAAGAAUGGCAACCAGGAGACCGAGCUCCAGUCAAGCGCCCCGACGAUAAUUUAAGACCCGAAGGGGAAUUCACUACGCCUAAAAAGGAUGAAUGGAAACCUGCUGAGCGACCCCAACAGAAAAAGCCAAUUGAUAAUCUUAAACCUGAAGGUGAAUUUACAAAACGUCAGCCAGAUGAAUUUAAGCCAGCCGAAAAAUCUGUUAUCAAAAAACCUCAAGAUAACUUGCGACCAGAAGGAGAAUUUACAACUUCUAGAACGAUAACAGAAGACUAUAAAGUUGUUACGGGCGAAAGAGCUGAAAUAAUACGACGUACUGAUAACAUCAUUACUGAAGGAGAAUUCACAGAUUCAACCACAACACACGCCGAGUACACAAUAAAACCCGUUGAAAGGCCAAAGCCAGUUCGACGAAACACGUGGACAAAAAUAGAGGGAGACAUGAUAACUGAAACAACUUCAAAGUCAGAAUAUGUAGACUAUACGGAUACGGUUGAAAGAACAACAAUAAUUAAACAAAAGACAGACAAUUUAAUACAUGAAGGAGAAAUAGAUUUUGUUACGUCAAAUCAAAAAGAUUACACUGAAAAAAAUACAGUAAUUGAAAGACCACAGAGACGUAGAACAUGGACUAAAGAAGAUUUUGACAAGUUUUAUUCUACAGAAGACAUUGAAACUCAUACUACAACACAAGAAGAGUAUAGAAUUCACGAAGAGAGAGGACCAAGAAGACCUACGGUGAAAAAGCCUCAGGAUAAUCUUAAGCCUGAAGGGGAAUUUGAAAAACCGAAAACUGAAGAAUGGCAACCUGCUGAAAGAGUUACACCUAGAAAGCCAAAAGAUAACUUGAAACCAGAAGGUGAUUUUGAAACUCCCAAGCACGAAAAAUGGCAGCCGGCUGAAAGACCACAACAAAGAAAGCCGGAAGACAAUUUAUACCCAGAAGGAGUAUUUUCGACACCCGAUAAAGAAAAAUGGCGUCCAGCUGAACGACCUGUUCAAAAGAAACCUAAGGAUAAUCUCAAACUUGAAGGUGAUUUCGAACAACCAAAAUUAGAUGAAUGGCGUCCUGCUGAAAGGCAAACUCCACAAAAACCUAAAGACAAUCUUAAGCCAGAAGGUGAAUUCGAAACACCAGAAAAAGAAAGAUGGCGUCCAGCUGAAAGACCUCAACCUAAGAAACCACAUGACAAUUUACGACCUGAGGGGGACUUUGAACAAAGGCAACCAGAAGAGUGGCAACCCGCAGAACGUCCAAUCCAAAGAAGACCAAAAGAUAAUCUUAAGCCAGAAGGUGAAUUUGAAACUCCUGAAAAAGAGAGAUGGCGCCCCGCUGAAAGGCCAACACCUCAAAGGCCACACGACAACUUAAAACCAGAAGGCGAAUUUGAGCAAAGACAACCAGAUGAGUGGCGGCCUGCAGAACGUCCAAUUCAAAAGAAACCUAAAGAUAAUUUGAAGCCUGAAGGAGAAUUCGAACAACCAAAAUCAGAAGACUGGCGUCCUGCUGAAAGACAGACACCUAAAAAACCUAAAGAUAAUCUUAAACCUGAAGGUGACUUUGAAACUCCAGAAAAAGAGAGAUGGCGUCCAGCUGAAAGACCUCAACCUAAGAAACCACAUGACAAUUUACGACCUGAGGGUGACUUUGAACAAAGGCAACCAGAAGAAUGGCAACCAGCAGAACGUCCAAUUCAACGAAAACCAAAAGAUAAUCUCAAGCCAGAAGGUGAAUUUGAAAGUCCUGAAAAAGAGAGAUGGCGGCCCGCUGAAAGACCUCAACCUAAAAAACCACAUGAUAAUUUGCGACCGGAGGGUGACUUUGAACAAAGGCAACCAGAUGAAUGGCAACCUGCAGAACGUCCAACUCAAAAGAGGCCAAAAGAUAAUCUUAAGCCGGAAGGUGACUUUGAAACUCCAGAAAAAGAGAGAUGGCGUCCAGCUGAAAGACCUCAACCUAAGAAACCACAUGACAAUUUACGACCUGAGGGUGACUUUGAACAAAGGCAACCAGAAGAAUGGCAACCAGCAGAACGUCCAAUUCAACAAAAACCAAAAGAUAAUCUCAAGCCAGAAGGUGAAUUUGAAACUCCUGAAAAAGAGAGAUGGCGCCCCGCUGAAAGACCUCAACCUAAGAAACCACAUGAUAAUUUGCGACCGGAGGGUGACUUUGAACAAAGGCAACCAGAUGAAUGGCAACCUGCAGAACGUCCAACCCAAAAGAGGCCAAAAGAUAAUCUUAAGCCGGAAGGUGAAUUUGAAACCCCUGAAAAAGAGAGGUGGAGACCUGCUGAAAGACCUAAACCUAAAAAACCACAUGAUAAUUUACGACCUGAGGGUGAAUUUGAACAAAGGCAACCAGAUGAAUGGCAACCUGCAGAACGUCCAACCCAAAAGAGGCCAAAAGAUAAUCUUAAGCCGGAAGGUGAAUUUGAAACCCCUGAAAAAGAGAGGUGGAGACCUGCUGAAAGACCUAAACCUAAAAAGCCACAUGAUAAUUUACGACCUGAGGGUGAAUUUGAACAAAGGCAACCAGAUGAAUGGCAACCUGCAGAACGUCCAAUCCAAAAGAGACCAAAAGAUAAUCUUAAGCCAGAAGGUGAAUUUGAAAGCCCUGAAAAAGAAAAAUGGCAACCAGCUGAAAGACCGAAACCUAAAAAGCCAUAUGACAAUUUACGACCUGAAGGUGACUUUGAGCAGAGACAACCAGAUGAGUGGCAACCAGCUGAGCGCCCAACGCAAAAGAGACCAAAGGAUAAUUUGAAACCAGAAGGUGAAUUUGAAACUCCUGAAAAAGAAAGAUGGCGCCCCGCAGAAAGACCUCAACCUAAAAAACCACAUGACAAUUUACGGCCUGAGGGUGACUUUGAACAGAGACAACCAGACAAAUGGCAACCUGCAGAUCGUCCAAUCCAAAAGAAACCCAAGGACAAUCUUAAGCCUGAAGGAGAAUUUCAACAACCAAAAACUGAUGAAUGGCGGCCAGCUGAGAGACAAACACCUAAAAAACCUAAGGAUAAUCUUAAGCCAGAAGGUGAAUUUGACACGCCUGAAAAAGAGAGAUGGCGUCCAGCAGAACGACCACAACCUAAGAAGCCACAUGAUAAUUUACGACCUGAGGGUGACUUUGAACAAAGGCAACCAGAAGAAUGGCAACCUGCAGAUCGUGUAGUGCAAAAGAAACCAAAAGACAAUCUUAAACCAGAAGGUGAAUUUGAGAAACCAAAAUCAGACGAAUGGCGCCCUGCUGAAAAACAGACACCUAAAAAGCCUGAAGACAAUCUAAAACCAGAAGGUGAAUUUGCAACUCCUGAAAAAGAGAGGUGGCAACCAGCUGAAAGACCUAUACCUAAAAAGCCUCAUGACAAUUUACGACCAGAGGGUGACUUUGAACAGAGACAACCAGACAAAUGGCAACCUGCAGAUCGUCCAAUCCAAAAGAAACCCAAGGACAAUCUUAAGCCUGAAGGAGAAUUUCAACAACCAAAAACUGAUGAAUGGCGGCCAGCUGAGAGACAAACACCUAAAAAACCUAAGGAUAAUCUUAAGCCAGAAGGUGAAUUUGACACGCCUGAAAAAGAGAGAUGGCGUCCAGCAGAACGACCACAACCUAAGAAGCCACAUGAUAAUUUACGACCUGAGGGUGACUUUGAACAAAGGCAACCAGAAGAAUGGCAACCUGCAGAGCGUGUAGUGCAAAAGAAACCUAAAGACAAUCUUAAACCAGAAGGUGAAUUUGAGAAACCAAAAUCAGACGAAUGGCGCCCUGCUGAAAAACAGACACCUAAGAAGCCUAAAGAUAAUCUAAAACCAGAAGGUGAAUUUGCAACUCCUGAAAAAGAGAGGUGGCAACCAGCUGAUAGACCUAAACCUAAGAAACCACACGACAAUUUGCGACCAGAGGGUGACUUUGAGCAGAGACAACCAGAAGAAUGGCAACCAGCAGAACGUCCAAUUCAAAGAAAACCUAAAGAUAAUCUAAAACCAGAGGGUGAUUUUGAGACUCCUAAAAAAGAUAGAUGGCAACCCGCUGAAAAACAAGAAAUAAAGAAACCUAAAGAUAACUUGAAACCAGAAGGUGAAUUUGAAAAACCGAAACAAGAUCAAUGGCAGCCAGCGGAGAAACAAACUCCUAAAAAACCUCAAGAUAAUUUGAAACCAGAAGGAGAUAUGGAAGUCAUUCGUCGAACAGAUUAUUCAGUAACUCGUGGUGAUCGUGCUGAUAUUGUCAAACAUGAAGAUCAUCUUAAAAUGGAAGGUGUUAUUGACGUUCAUCGCACUAGAGAUGACUAUAAACGUAUUGACAAAACAGAAAAGGUCAUAAUCCAGAAACAUGAAGAUAAUUUAAGAACUGAGGGUGAAUUUAUUGACCUUUGUAUUCGUAAUGAUUACAGCGCUACUAAGGGAGAAAGAGCGUUAGUUGUAAAACCACAAGACAAUCUUAAGCCUGACGGUAAAUUUUAUAAGCCUGAAAUGGUUCCAUCUCAACCGGCUGAAAAACGUAAGCCUUUUAAACACGUAGAUAAUAUCACUAUUGAAAGAGAUGAUGAUAUUAGACGUAAGCAAAAAACUGAGAGGAUAGACAUAAUACGAAGGGAAGAUAAUUUGAAAAUAGAAGGUGAAUUUAUUGACAUGAAAAAGAAAAAUGAUUAUAAAACUGUAAUUGGCGACAAGUCAACUAUUGUAAAACAUGAAGACAAUCUGAAAAUGGAAGGUAAAAUGGAAAAUAUCCGUUCUUCAGACACUUACCGUGUCGUAAAAGGCCAGAGAGUAAAACUAACUCGCAGAGAAGAUAACCUUAAAAUUGAAGGUGUCUUUGAAGAUCUUACCCGUAGAGAUGACUAUAAAAUACAUACAGAUACGAAAUCAGCAAUAACAUAUUACACCGACGAUAAUAAAACAAAAGUUUCUCAAGGUAAAAUAUCGGAAUACACAAAUGGUCAAAGUCCUGUUAGAAAAAUACCCGAAGAAAAAGAAGAUCGCGGAACACCAACAUCUAAACUUAGUGCAAAAACUUUUGAUAAUGAUACUACCCCAUACUUACAACAACCAUCAGACAUUAAAAGACCAAUCAAAUUAUCACCUAAUGAAGACACAGGUCCAAAAGACCAAACAAAUCGUGGACAACAACCUGAUAAAUCGAAAGUUAUCCCUGAUGAUAAGACAGAUGACACGUCUAGGCCCAGAUGGGGUGAUAACAAAAACAAUCUAUAUUCAGCUGAAAAAAGAGGAGUAAAACCUGAUGAUACAAGGCUACGACCCGAACAUAAUAACAUAUCGGAAUAUAAUUACCCUAGAAAACCUCAUCAAGCUCAUGAGCACGAUAGCCCUAUACAACCUAAGGAUAUCCUCUAUCCUGGUGGGGAUAUUAAAGAUUAUUCAUCUUCAUCUACUGGAAAUUAUAAUCGCUCUGAUAUAUUAAGACAAGACGGUGUUCGUGUGGCUCCGCAACAAUUUACUCCUGAAAACGAUCGCCGAAUUCAUCAUGAAAUUAAUAAGGAUGACCAGAGAAUCCAUUCCACAACCCGUACUGAUAGUUCUAAUAUCAUUAACGAAACAACACAAUCUCAUCAUGCUAUGAAAUCGCAUUUUAAUAAAAGAAUAUCUAAUAUAGAAGACGCCAGUUAUACACAAAAAUCUCACUCUGAGACGCAUACCAUGCAUAGAGAUGUAAAUGACUCAAAUGUGGAAAAAUCUCAACAAACUAAAUCUGGGAUUAAUGUCCACGAUUCACGUGUUACUCAAAUUAAUGAAAAAUCGAACAAAGACAAUAACAUCUCUUCAUCUAAAAAAGUAAGUCAAAAAUCUCAAGAUACAGUUAAUCGUGACGAAACUGAUCGAUCAACCUCGAGACUGUCUACAGAAAGAAAUACUAUUAACAAAAUUAAUUCAAAUAAUGUCACAAAGGUUUCAUCUUCGUCAAAUAAAAUAAUGAAGCAAAUUACAGAAAAGAAAUUAAUUGCCGGUAAAUGGGUAACAGUAACAAAGAAUGUUGAAGUUACAACGAUUUCGGAUGGUAAUUCAAGGAGCCCAAGUAGUAAAGUCAAUUCAGAUGGUCGUACCGAGGUUCGAAAUAAACAAACGAAUAGUACAAUGGGAAGCAUUAUAUCAACCGACCAACAAAACAGUAAUAGUCAAACUCAACGAAAUGUGUUAAAUUCUACCUACGUUGUAAAGGGAAGAAUUGAUGACGAUCACAGACGUCUAGUGGAACAUUCGGCUGACAAUCUUUCAACUAAAACAACUCAUCAGUCGUCGCAAAAAUUAAUAAACUCGGAACAACAUUCAUCAUCAUCUUCCCACAAGUCAGUAACAAAUCAAUCACAACAAUAUAGCCAUAUUUCUUCGGGUGUUCACUCGCAAGAAAUACACAAUGUGGGUCAGACCAAGGCAGUUAAUCAGCGUGAUCAAAAUAUGUCGCCAAUAACGAAAGUAAGUGACAGACAAAUUCAUAAGCAUGGAAGUGGUGAUACUAUUGAAAAAAAAUAUAUCAAUGAUCAAUCAUUGACAUCCAAUCAAGGUAAUCAAGAUUAUACCAAUACUCACUCUUCUGAUAGCCACAUCCAACGUUCUACAGGAUCGUCAAUUAACAUUUCAACUACAAAUAAUUCAGAACAUAAUGUCUCCAAGGUGUCUUCAAGUCAUCAAUCACAUACUAUAAACAGAAGUCAGCUAAGUGAUAGUGUGACUAGGACUAGCAUUGAGUUUCAGCGAGCGAUGCAUGGUAGUGGAGAUAUUCCAAUAUCUUCCACAGAAAAAUCUUCGCGUACAGGUCAUCAUAAGCGUACCUCAGAUUUAGUUUCGGAUAUAGGGAGUACAAACGCAGUUCUUCACCGUAAAGGAGUAACAUCGACAACAGAGGCCCAGCAUUCAAUUAGUUCCACUGCCGCUGCACAGAGGAAAAGUAUUACCAACCUUAAUGAACGGGGAGAAUAUAUAAGUAAUUCCAAUCAUAGUGCAGAUAGAAAAAGUAUCAGUUCUAUGCAUCGAUCUGCUCGUGAUAAUGUAGGCGUUAUAUCACAACAUAGUGACAAUGUUGAUGUUCGUCGUCAGCAAAAAAGAGACGGACAAUCAACUAUGGUCAUAGAACGUCAACCACGUGUCGUUAUAAGAGACAACCUUCGAGUUGGUGGCGAAUUCUAUGGACAGUCUGAGGCUCAUUCAUACGGUAGUUUUUCAAGGUCUAAUCAAAUUAACAAGACGGAAAGAAAUGAGCGCAUAGAAAAAGUUGAACGGCAGAUACGACAUGGUACAACUUCACAUUUUGUUUUGGGCGACGGUGGCACUAGUUAUAAACGUGAAUACACCGCUCACGUACAUGGAACUUGCCCUGCUACGCUAAUCGAAUCGCCGCGUACUCCAUUCAAACAUUCUCGAGAUUCUCGUGAACACAAAUUCUAUACAACGAAAAUAACACAAAAGACACCUUAAUAAUGUCAAUGUUAAUUACUACUAAAAAAGCUAUAUCAUUCCUCAUUUAAUGGAAACUUUGAAAUUUUAUUAAAAAUAAGUAUAAGUUUUGUAUUGUAUUUUUAUAAAGCUAACAUUACCAGACUAAAAUUGUAAUGUGCCUUUUAAUUAAUAAUAUAUAUGCAUAAUAUACUUUUAGCAUAAGAUUACCGAUAUUGGCUAUAUUUUAUUUUAUUUUGUCAAUCAUUGCCAUGUAAUAAAUUUUAUAUUAAUA
Melitaea cinxia (Glanville fritillary) is the source of this 12614-nucleotide messenger RNA. It is a transcript of the gene Sdb, whose product is annotated as titin. Gene Ontology annotation, biological process: microtubule anchoring. Lineage: Eukaryota; Metazoa; Arthropoda; Insecta; Lepidoptera; Nymphalidae. Gene Ontology annotation, cellular component: sperm flagellum; centriole; cytoskeleton. Gene Ontology annotation, molecular function: microtubule binding. The record is from RefSeq and is a predicted model, not a curated record. The transcript is spliced from 4 exons. Bases 131 to 12361 code for a protein of 4076 amino acids.